UCCACAACAAUACUCUUUAGCAAGGUGCCUGCAUGUGCGUUCCUCAGCUGUUUCUACCAGCCCUACCAACAGCAAAAAGCUAAUACAGCAGCGAUAAAGCAGCCAAGACGAGUCCAAAACUCGGGGAGAGUCCAAAACCAACCAAAACUUGCAGCAAGCAGCAGCGACGACGACUAAAAAACUCACACAGAAAAUCCAACUUCAUCCACCCUCGUCCAUCGUUCGUCUCUCGACAACAUCACCAAAUCACCAUCAUCACUUCCAAUUCCAGGCGAGAAGAACCAACAGCAGAAGGAGAAGAAGAAUCGAAAUGAAAUAUUAAUUUCGACAAGGACUUAUCCAUCCACCACAUUCCGAAGUUGGAUAAGAAGGUUAUCAUUUUUUGAGGAAGGGCAGGUGACGACACAUACGUUGACUUGUUGAACCACGCGGUGUGGUAGUUUUUUUUUGUGGACGUUGGAAAAAAAUUGUCAUCUUAUUCUUUUGACCAAGGGGAGUGGAGUAGUUAUUACUUAGCAGCAUUCGUCAUAAUUGUGAGAUUGUGUAGCAAUUACGAAUUUCGAGGAGGUAGAAAUAUAAUCAGGGGUUCUUUGAUUUUAAGUUAAGUUUUGAGCGAGUUGGCAUGCCCUCUGCGGUGGCAAGCGUCUAUGGCCGAUCACGCUGACGCCAUCCCAUCCAAAGGCGCUGGGAAGUCACCCAGAGUCCAUAGGACGACGAGGCGAUCAAAAUCUACAGUGUCAAAUUUACAAAUACAAACGGCGGCGGUGACGAAAAAGAGCAGGAAGUCGACAUCUAGUUCUUCGCAAGAGAGUGUGGCGUCAGGUUCAGGUCUUCUGGGUGGGAGCCGAUCAGUCGCAGUGAAGAGGAAGUCAAGCAACCAGUCAAGAGCAAAACAAUCUGACGGUGUAAAAAAUAGUAAAAUUUCAAAACUUGAAGAAAAGUCAUCAUCUAGCUCAGCAGUAGCAGCAGCAGCGGCGGCGGCAGCAGGAAGAUCAACUAACAACAAGACGCCCACAUUUAGUCGGACCACCUCCUACAGAAAGUUAGUAACAGACCGUAUUGACUCGGGUAGCACUACUGAGGAAGACGACGACGCCGAAACCGAGGACGAAGAAGAAGCAGGCACAACGGACUCCUCGUCUUCAUCAUCCUCUCCUCAAGCCUUGGCUGGAGUUGGAGCGAAAAAUUCCACACAACACCAAGUUUCCACGUCGUCAUCAUCAUCCCGUUGCUGUACUCGGAGCCGCAGUAACAGCGCUGGUGUGGUGAGCGGUGCGAGUGGUGUUGGCGGCGGUAGCGGUAGGGCCACUACUCUUUUGAAGAAGAAAUCUUUGGUGGAACGGAGCAACGACGCUUCUUCAGCAUCUACCUCGACAGGAAGUGCGAGACACGUUUCUGGAGGAGGGGCGAAGAAAGAAGAGGAAAGUAAAAAUUUAAAGAGUAAAGUUCAAGAAGUCCCAAAGGAGCCUGUUUCGUCCCGUCUGCGCCAACUUCCCAGCCGUGUCGCUGCUGCGAGUCAGCUUCACGUUGCCCGGAUUGCACGAGCUCAUGAAGCAGCGAGAGCCGCGCAGCAAUCCGCCAGCAGUUCGUCAUCAUCUACAUCGAAUAAUAAACAAAAACGAGAAGUGUCAAAAACUGUUGCUCCAGCCAAUUUACGAAAAGUUGGGCUAGUUUCUUCUUCUACCGGAUCUUCUACUUCUUCAUUUUCCCAAAGUGGGCGACGAAGCCCGAAAACAAAAAGUGAAACAGAGUCUGCGAGAAAGGCAUCGUCCCCCAAAACUUUAAGAAAGGCUAAAAGCGCCACCGCUACUUCGCAACAACAACCACAAAAUAAUUCUGAAUUGGACCAGUUACGGUAUCGCCUUCGAAGUCGUCCCAGCACAACCUCGUUUUCGUCCACUGACGUUUCCGAUAAAUCCAAUAAGAAUAUCCGGUCAUCCACGAGUGGUGGUGUAGGUGCUCGCCCUAGAGGAGCAAGAAAUACCAAAAGUCUCGAUAAUAAUAAGGUUGUAAACUUUCCAAGUGAGAAUCCCUCAUCGGUUCGUGGGAGUGGUCGUGGUGCUGCAGUCGCCACAAGUAACACCACGGGGUCUUGUGCCAGCAGCAGGUGUGGCAGGGGAGCAGGAGGUCCUUCUGGUGCGGAGGGAUCUGCAACUGGGAAAUCUGGAGAGCCAGGAAUGAACACCUCAUCAUCUAAUCAACAAUCCUCAUCAUCUCGACGUGGUGUGGUGGACCCGGCAGCUUCUGAAAAUAGUGGCACAUCUGCUGGCUCUGGUGGUCCGACUUCAUCAUCAACAUCCACAACAGCUAUAGAGACAAAUUCCUCUUCUACUACUGCUGGUGGCGGUGGCGGUGGCGCGGCCGCCGCAGCCUCGGCCUUCAGUCGAGGGCUGGCUAUGCUUUCUGGUGAAGUAGAUGCAGACGAAGGAGACAUGGGACGACUACAAGCACUCUUGGAAUCACGGGGCCUCCCCCCUCAUUUAUUCGGAACGUUGGCCCCACGAAUGCAACAGUUACUACAACGGGGAAUUAGCGCAUCGUCCGGAAAUGUUACAAAAGCCCAACAACUUCUUCAAGGCCUUCAAGCCACUGGGGACGAAGGUCAACAGCUGCAGGCAGCGAUUGAAAUGUGCCAGUUGCUCGUCAUGGGAAAUGAAGACACUCUGGCUGGCUUCCCCAUUAAACAAACAGUCCCCGCCCUGAUUCAACUGCUCUCGAUGGAACAUAAUUUUGAUAUAAUGAAUCACGCUUGUCGUGCCUUAACCUACAUGAUGGAAGCCCUUCCCCGAUCAACUCCCGUCGUGGCCGAAGCAGUACCCGUACUCUUGGAAAAACUACAAGUUAUUCAAUGUAUGGAUGUGGCGGAGCAGAGUUUGACCGCGUUGGAAAUGCUGUCACGAAGACAUGCAAAAACUAUAUUGCAGGCGAAAGGGGUCGAGGCUUGCCUGACUUUCUUGGACUUUUUUAGUAUCGUGGCGCAAAGAGCUGCCCUCGCCAUCACUGCAAACUGCAUGCAAAACCUUCAUUUGGAAGAGUUUCCUUUGGUAGCGGAUUCUCUCCACUUUAUGGCAACUCGUCUCAUGCAACAGGAUAAGAAAAGUGUGGAGAGCGUCUGUCUGGGAUUCAGUCGUCUCGUGGACUCCCUGAACGCUGACCCGAAAAAAUUAGAAGAAAUUGCCGGGCCUGAACUGCUUGCUAACUUGCAACAGUUGCUCGUAGUUACGCCACCAAUCGUUAGCACUGCCACUUUUAUCCUGGUUCUGCGCAUGCUGGCACAACUAUGUUCUCGGUGUCCAACCAUUGCUGUGAAGUUACUUGAACAAAACAUUGUGGGGACUUUGUCAUCUUUACUGUUACGAUCGUCUCCGGUCACGACGAAUUCAGAAAACACGGCAGACGAAAUUGAAUUGGUCCAGCGGAAUCCACAAGAACUCUUGGAAAUGAUGAACCUCAUUGCCGAACUUUUACCAAAACUUCCAAAAGACGGCAUUUUCAUUGUAAAUACGAUGAUGUCAAAUCCCGUAGUUGCUGCACAAGACGCAGUCCAAUGGCAGUGGAAGGAUGAUCGGGGUCAAUGGACUUCGUAUUCUCCAUUUGAUUCACGAAUAAUUGAGGCUGCACAUCAGUCUGGCGAGGACGAAAUAAGUCUGUCUAUGCAAGGAAGAACUUACACGGUGGACUUUUUGGGACUACAACAAAUAAAUGAAGACACUGGAACCUCGCGUACCGUUCAGAGGAAAGUUAGCCCGUUUUUCUCUUUGAAAUCUGGUACUGAUGCAACCACUGCUGAGGUUCCUGCGGUACCAGAAGAUGAGCGAGCUACAUAUUUGGCCCUACAUCCCGACUUUUCUCUCCAAUUCUUACGUCCAUUGUUUGCCCUUCUCUCUGAGGCCAACAGUUCUUCUGCUGGUCCUGCCGUAAGAACUGGGUGCUUAAAGACACUCCUUCGCAUCGUACACUUUCUCCCAGCGGAGUCUCUCCAAAAGAAUCUGAAGCCACAACUCGUCUCCAACAAUUUGGCGAGUAUGUUGGGAUCAAGCGAUUUAAAGAUUGUGGUUGGGAGUUUCCAGUUAUGCUAUCUCUUUAUGGAGAAACUCCAGCAGGAUUUGUGUGUUCACUUUCGUCGUGAAGGUGUGUUUCAUCAAAUAUCGCGCAUUUCCUCCUCCGAAGUUGUGGGUCCGUCCCCGAUCAAAUCAGAUAUUUCAUCCCUCCUCGGGACCACGCCACCCAACAGCAGUGAUGUCGGACUAGUCGGUCUCGGGCUGGGAAGUCUCAACUUCCUCUCUACGAAAGCUCUCCCCUGUUCUUCAGGAGGCAGUGGUGGUUCGAGUUCAUCCUCCUCGACUUCCCACCCGAUCCGUGUGCCUGUCCCUUCGGUGAACCUUGCCGCUUCUGCAGCGUCCGUUCUGGGAGGACUCCAGCACCAUCAUCACCACGCUGAAACAAUGACAAAUAACACUUCAUCAGCGUCGGCUGGACCCCGACCAAAUUCUGGAGGUGAUAAUGGAAACACAAUUGCUGCCGCGGUGGGUGGAAUUGACAUCUCAUCCGCACUUGGAGCCACAUCCGUGUUGACACGGGGAACAAAUCCAAUAAGUAUCCAACCCUUGGCCAAUCCAAUCGUGAAUCCAAUCAGUGUUAGCCCCUUGACCACUACAUCGGUAGACAGUGGAACAGGAGAAGCAGGAGCGGCUGGACUUCAUACCAACAUUUUUGGUGUGCCAAAACUGAACAAAGUUGAAAAGGGAGGAGCAGGAGGAGGAGGGCUGGUCAGCAGUGGCAUUUGCCCCCCAGCGUUGGCGUCAAAACUUCCCGCUGUAGGAGAAAUUGGGGGAGAAAAGAGUAGUGAAGAUUUGCAAUUGUUGUACGAUCCCUUCAAGCGAAAGCGAGUGUCCAAGAGACCAAUUCCCACUUCGACCACGCGUCGAUCUCGUCAAGAUGAAGCUUUAGCAAACUCGCCUGCAACACCAGGGCACUCUGCUGCCGGAUUUGGUUCAAGUUCAUCCGGAUCGAGUCAGACGAGUAAACGGAGCAGCAAAUCUGGAUUUUUCGCCUCCCUUCAUCCAUCCCGUUGGACUCGUGGGAGUGGAGGGGCGACUGCUGCCAGUAACAAUUCCAACACGUCAGGUGGAAGUGGAUCAUCUUCUUCACGAGACGCCAAUCUCACCACCCCAACCACUAAUUUACCAACUGCAGAUAGAACACUUCAACAUGUAGGAGCUGGGCCAGGUCCCGCUGCCGGUGGGUUUGCAGCGCGUUAUCACACGCACAAUUUGGCAUCCUCGUACAAGGAGCAAGUAAAAAAUUGGCUGAAGGAACAAAGCUCUGCAUUCACGAUGAAAUAUUGUCGAUCACUGUCCGAAUCUAACGACGGAGUUGGUGGUAAACAUUCCGUUGAGCAACACCCGGACGAAUUGGUGCUUCCCAAGUUGAAUGAAAUUAUUCAAAAUAUUCGCCAGGAAUCCAAAGUUAUGGAGGCACUGAGGGAUUUGCGCGUCGUAGUGAUGGAGUCGGAUAUUUCUUCCUUUGAAAUUAACCAUUCCGGCCUGAUUCCUGCCUUGUUGGCUUUCCUAACUGAUGAAGCAGGCUAUACAUCGAGUCGAGAUUGUCGAAUUCGAUCAUUCAUCCAUGUGCUGGCGGAUUGUCCUCUGGAUUUCUUGAGCGGAGAAAAGUUGGAAUCUGUUGUUGGUGCUAAAUCUGAGACCAAUAAUCCGACAGCUUUAUCGUCCCUUGUAUCAAAACUGAACUCGUGUCUUUCUCAACUGGAACAAUUCCAAGUUAAGGUACAUGAAGUUCCAACAAAUUCGGCUACGUCUCGCACUGCCGCGCCCACUUCGGCACUUCGAUUCUUCAAUACGCAUCAAUUAAAGUGCAAUUUACAACGACACCCAAGUUCAACGACACUUCGACAAUGGAAAGGUGGUCCCGUAAAGAUCGACUCUCUCGCACUCGUUCAAACCAUUGAACGCUAUUUGAUCGCCAAGGGAUUCGGUCGGCUUCGGGAAUCCCACGAUAGCGCUGAUUCAGAAGACGAUAACAGUGACGACGAUAUCGAUGACACCCUCGCCGCUGCUGUAAUCUCUCAGGGAAGUGGGCGACACAAAAUCCAGUUCCUAAUUAACGACAAUGUGCUACCAUAUACGAUGACGGUGUAUCAAGCAAUUCGGCAGUUUGGCUUAGGUGCCCAAGAUCAAGCAGGGGAAUUAGAAUCAGAUCUCGAUCCCUCGUCGGCUCUCAUUUCAACCUCAAGAAUUUGGUCUCAAACUCACACAAUUUACUAUCGCCCAUUACCAGAGGAUGCCGCGGCUGCAGCAAAUGCGGCCUUGUCGUCUUCCUCCAAGAAGAGAAGUAAAAACUCUAAAAGUUCAAAGACCAAGAAGGAUCCGUUGUGGAACGAAGGGACUGUUCCCGAUCCAGUUCCGCCGUAUUUACCCUUCCUCGUGGCCACGUUGCCAGACGGCGUCUCCGUGACUGACCCGAGUCUUUCAGUUUUGAACUUGCUGCGUGUGAUUCACGGCGUGUGUCGAUACUGGAGAUAUUUAUACUGGCCUUUGAUCCAUGAUCAGCCGCUUAUUCCACAUUCAGAGUUUAUUAAUUCAAAGAUUGCUGCCAAAGCCCAGAGGCAGUUGCAAGAUCCCGUGGUUAUAAUGGCAGGGAACGUUCCACAGUGGCUACAACAAAUCGGAGUCUACUGUCCCUUCCUUUUCCCCUUCGAAACUCGACAGAUGCUCUUCUACUCGAUCACCUUUGAUCGCGACCGAGCCCUUCAACGUCUCCUCGAUUCUGUGCCUGAGUUGAAUGGAUCCGAACGGGAGGAUCGCGUCGCACCUCGCCUCGAUCGGAGGAAGCGAACUGUUUCACGCGAUAAUAUUUUACACCAUGCUGAACAACUUAUGAACGAUUUUGGAAGCUCUCGACCUUUGCUGGAAGUACAAUAUGAAAAUGAGGUCGGCACCGGUCUUGGACCAACCUUAGAAUUUUACGCUCUCGUCUCUCAAGAAUUGCAAAAGAAGGAGCUUGAUUUGUGGCAUGCAGAAUCCUUAGUAGCUGACGUGUCCAUUUCCACUGAUAAAUUGAUCUCGACCAAUUCCAGCGGGUAUUCUAAGCAGAAGGCAUUUAUUCACUCGAAUUUUGGCCUGUAUCCUAAACCUCUGGGUCGCGCGGUGAAAGCCGGACAUCUUUCCAAAGUCAAAAAUAAGUUUAAGUUUCUUGGAAAAUUUAUGGCAAAAGCUGUGAUGGACUCGAGAAUGGUUGAUCUUCCCCUGAGCAAAGCAGUGUACAAAUGGGUCCUCGACGGAGACAAUGCCAUGUGCCUGGCGGACAUGGCCGAUGUUGAUUCCACCAUCGCCCGCAGUAUUCGACAACUGGUCAACGUUGUAUCCCAAAAGAAGGCACUCGAGAGGAAAAUGUCACCCACCGAGUUGGCCACUGCAUUAGAGUCGCUGACACUUGAUGGCUGUCAGAUUGAAAAUCUUGGGCUAGACUUUACCCUUCCAGGUCAUCCUUCAAUUGAUCUCAAAAAAGGAGGGAGAGACAUUGCAGUCACAAUCCACAAUUUGGAAGAGUAUAUCAAGCUUGUCUAUCACUGGAUGCUUAUCGGAGGUAUUCAGCGUCAAAUGGAGUCAUGGAGGGAAGGAUUUGACUCUGUAUUUCCGUCAUCCUCUCUGAAAAUGUUUUACCCCGAAGAGCUCGAAAUGGUUUUCUGUGGUGCUAACCAGUCUGCGAACGAGAACUGGGAAAUGAAAACAUUGAUGGAAUGUUGCCGAGCUGACCACGGUUAUACUCUGGAUUCGAAGGCUAUCCAAAUUUUGUUUCAAAUCAUGUCGCAGUACAAUUCACAGGAACGUCGAAAAUUUUUACAAUUCGUAACAGGGUCUCCUCGACUUCCUGUUGGAGGUUUCCGCGCUUUACAACCUCCCCUUACCGUCGUACGGAAAACAAUUGAGGGCACUACCGCCGAAUGUGACGAGUAUCUGCCCUCCGUGAUGACUUGUGUUAACUACUUGAAGCUCCCGGAUUACUCUACCGUAGAAAUAAUGCGAAAACGUCUCCGCGUAGCCGUAGAUGAAGGACAACUCUCCUUCCAUCUCUCCUAAUAAUAUUUCGUUCUCUUAUAUAAAAUGAAAAAAUGCUAAAAGUCGUCAAAUAACCGUUAAAAUUAAACAAGUAAAAUAUUACCCUUCGAUAAUAACCAACCAAAACUACUCAAUCCUCUACUCCUCCUCAUCUGAUAUACGUGUGUAUGUAUGCAAUAGUUAAUUGUAUAGAUAGGUAGACAUAGUUAUUACAUACAAGAUAAAAAAAAACUCAAUAAAAGUUCACGUUUCCCAUGAAUUCCA
This is a messenger RNA of Folsomia candida, 8339 nucleotides long. RefSeq names its product E3 ubiquitin-protein ligase TRIP12 (gene ctrip). Gene Ontology annotation, molecular function: ubiquitin protein ligase activity; zinc ion binding. The transcript has 30 exons. The record is from RefSeq and is a predicted model, not a curated record. Gene Ontology annotation, cellular component: nuclear speck. The coding region runs from base 648 to 8096 and encodes 2482 amino acids. Gene Ontology annotation, biological process: protein polyubiquitination; regulation of double-strand break repair; DNA damage response. NCBI's taxonomy places the organism in Eukaryota, Metazoa, Arthropoda, Collembola, Entomobryomorpha, Isotomidae.